AGCUCCAGCAGCCGUUACUAGCCUCAGGUGCAACUCACACAUCAACCUUUUUACGCAUCUCGUUUCGAGUUUUAUUCAAUUGAGGCUAUUGAUGACCUAAAGAAUAUACUUCUCCUCCAUACUCAGCGUCGAUAAAGGGUCUCACUCCUUGCAAUGCCUCAGAAGCUCAAGCUCGCAUCAGCGCAAGCUCGAACCCUCUCCACGACCGCAGACACGCUCUCUGCUCUCGAAGAAACCACCAAACGGGCCGUAGCCCAAGGCAUUGAUAUCAUUCUCUUCCCAGAAGCCUACCUUGGCGGCUACCCGCGAACCUGCAGCUUCGGGGCUGCUGUUGGCGCGCGUGCGCCGGAGGGCCGCGAGCAGUUUCUCCAAUACUUCCAUGCGGCUGUUGAUCUGGGCGACACCCCCACGGGCGCAGGACAAGCAUGGGUAGACAGGAAGCUCGAACUCCCGCGCGGGAAGGAGUACAGAGGCGAUGGAACUAGGGAGGAACUGGAACGCAUAGCGCGAGAGACGGGCAUAUUCGUUGUAACCGGCCUUGUCGAACGAAGCGGAGGUACGUUGUACUGCGGCGUUGUCUUCGUUUGCCCAAGGUUCGGUAUCCUGGGCAAGAGGCGGAAAGUCAUGCCCACAGGCUCGGAGCGUUUGAUCUGGGGCCAGGGAAGCGCGUCAACGCUGCGCGCUGUGACGACGGAGAUCAAGGGCGUGAGGCUGUGCAUGGGGUCUGCAAUCUGCUGGGAGAACUACAUGCCACUACUGAGACAGAGCUUGUAUGCUCAAAACGUGAACUUGUGGUUCGCACCAACGGCAGACGCGAGGGAUACCUGGGAGUCGUUGAUGCGGACAGUUGGGUGUGAGGGACGCUGUUUCGUGUUGAGUGCAAACCAGUGUGUGAGGAAGAAACAUCUGCCGGAGUGGAUAGCGGGUGGGAAGGGAUCAGAACAAGGAGAGGGUCAAAGCAGUGGCGGGGAGUAUACACCCCGUGAAAGAGGUACCGGAAGAAGAAGGAGCACAAUCACCGUCACGGAAGACAAGCAUGAAAUCUGCUGGCCCGUCAUAAACGCAAAGAAUGAUCAAGAUUCUUCCGCGUCCAACGACGACACGUCAGCCAUCGAUUCCUCGCCGCUGGGCUCCGAACUCCUCCUAAGCCCCAAGCAGACUCCCACGGACAUGCCCACGCAGACUUCUUCAGCACCCCAAGCAUCAACGAGCGAAGAUGAGGAGUUUGUCUCCCGCGGGGGGUCUUGCAUCGUCUCGCCACUGGGCGAAGUUCUCGCUGGGCCACUAUGGGAAGAAGAAGACGAGUUGCUCGUCACUGAGGUCGAUUUCGAGGACUGCGAGAGGGGACGGUUGGACUUUGAUUCUGCAGGUAGUUACUCGCGUAUGGAUAGUUUCAGGUUGAGUGUUGAGGGGUUGAACAUGGACCCGCCGCCUUUCUGAAUGAUCCCUGGCAAAUACAAGGUA
Messenger RNA from Dothidotthia symphoricarpi CBS 119687, 1464 nucleotides. Its product is annotated as carbon-nitrogen hydrolase. The record is from RefSeq and is a predicted model, not a curated record. The coding region runs from base 154 to 1440 and encodes 428 amino acids. Gene Ontology annotation, molecular function: catalytic activity. The transcript has a single exon. NCBI's taxonomy places the organism in Eukaryota, Fungi, Ascomycota, Dothideomycetes, Pleosporales, Dothidotthiaceae.